This is a messenger RNA of Topomyia yanbarensis, 1405 nucleotides long. RefSeq lists its product as uncharacterized. NCBI's taxonomy places the organism in Eukaryota, Metazoa, Arthropoda, Insecta, Diptera, Culicidae. The coding region runs from base 216 to 1265 and encodes 349 amino acids. The record is from RefSeq and is a predicted model, not a curated record. The transcript is spliced from 3 exons.
UAUCCGGUAUAAUAAUAAUAAAAUUCAACAGUCACGUACGGUUAACUACCAGCAGCUAGCUAGCAUGUAUGGCCAAAUGCGAUGAGGAGGGUACCAGUUUAUUUUCAGCAGUGGUCGAAGUUUGGUGUGCAUGGUGAAUUUUACUAGCAAGCGCCAUUUUAACUUGUAGUCCCCUUCCAAAGGCAUACUCGGUUCUAUCCUCCGGAGGUGGAAAAAUGACCCUCAACACUAGCCAGCAUCAACCGGCGGAUAGCUUCAAACAGGAUCUGGAUGAUUUCGAACGGUUCGCCCUGGACAAUUUGGUCCGGAACGAGUGGGGUCUCAAGGCGGCCACUUUGAAUCGGUUGAUGUACUGCGGAAUAUCGGUGGAAUGUCUGGAGGUGAUUGAAGAGCGCGAUUUGAACGAUAUCUUCAGCGAUGAGCGAACUAUUGGACAGAAGAUACUGCUUAGGCAUCGGCUGCGCGAGUGGCGACGCGGUUUGCACUGGAACUCACCAGAACAUCCGCCCGUGAAACGCCGUCUCGACCGAAGCUCGGACGACCCGCUGGACCUGGACAAGAAGCCUCGCAUAUCCAGCAGUGGUAACCUCAUUCAUCGCAUCCCGACGCCGAAUGUCAUACAUCCGGAUACCCGCAACCCAACAUCAACGAUCGCCUCGUCCUCAACCUCAUCCUCUUCUGCAAACAAUUCCAACAAUCUGACGGAUGCAGGCAACAUUCCGAUCCGAAUCACACCGGAGGCCCUGCAAAGCUUCCUCCAGACAAGCUGUUCCGGCCGUUGGGUACUGAACUGCUUCUCCGAGGGUCAACAGUUGGACAAGAAAGCCCUCACCGAAUUGACACACGUGAUCGUGGAACCGUUCCUAAUCUACAACAUUGCGUUCACACACGCCCUGAUGCGACACUAUGCCGAAGUGAUUGUUCAGCUGUUCCCCACCGAGCGGAUGGAGACGUUCUACUGUCCGAGGAACAUCGUCCGAAAGAAUCCCACCGGAAAACUGUACGAUCGGUACGUGAAUCAGAGAUUACGAUACAAGAACAAGUUCAAUGCACAGCGACCGACCAUGGUGGAUGAGUUCAAUCAGCACCGAACUUUUGCCGAAAUGAGCACCGUCGGAGAUCCGCUGAUGCAGCAGCAAUAUUUGGACUACGGGUUGGAUAACUCCAUUCCGAAGGGAGACUACCCAAGUACCCCGCCACAGGUGGAAAGUUUCAGCGAAGAGUCUAUGAAUGUAUACGGGGCGGAAGAUGGAUCGGUUCUGUAGGACGUAAGACGUACAUCGCCGACGUUAGUACAAUUGCCAUAGGAGCAGUAUUACAAUAUAAGCAUUCAGUGAACUAACUAAACAUGAACUACCUACUUCUUCCAUUUCAUUCAAAUAAAUUAUUUACUAAACCUAAAAAA